GCAAUACAGAGAAGUUUUACUUGGACUCCCAGAGAAGCCAGCCCCAGCUUCGUGAUGGCAUAUUGGAUUCACUCCGCCAAGGUCAGGCAUGGUUCUAGAAUCCGCUUGAUCCCGAAGGCGGGUGGGCUUUCCCACAGAGUGAGCCAGCCUCGACCUCCCGAGGGAAUUCAAUAUUUGUUGCAUGCUCAACGCCACGGCGCAACGCUCGGCCCUAUCCUCACUCUCGUCGCUGCUACUGUAUGUUCAAGCAAAAGCAAUAUCGUGGGUUUGUUCCACAUGGCGUACUGCAGGUUCAAGUUGAGCAGCGGAGUGUUCCGUUUUGCCAAUCAUGUGCCCGGCACCUACCACGGCUUUCUCCCCCAGAACCGUCUUCGAACUUGAUAAGGACGACCUACUCGUGUCGCCCAGAAGUCUGUAAAUAGACGAGUGGGGCACGGAGCGCAAGGAGGCCAACUACUGUAUAAGGAAUCUAUUUACAGACUUCUGGGCGGGACGA
Messenger RNA from Hyaloscypha bicolor E, 496 nucleotides. RefSeq lists its product as uncharacterized. The transcript has a single exon. The record is from RefSeq and is a predicted model, not a curated record. NCBI's taxonomy places the organism in Eukaryota, Fungi, Ascomycota, Leotiomycetes, Helotiales, Hyaloscyphaceae. The coding region runs from base 55 to 381 and encodes 108 amino acids.